Messenger RNA from Drosophila ananassae, 1063 nucleotides. Its product is annotated as tetraspanin-6. NCBI's taxonomy places the organism in Eukaryota, Metazoa, Arthropoda, Insecta, Diptera, Drosophilidae. The transcript has 4 exons. Gene Ontology annotation, cellular component: membrane. Bases 285 to 968 code for a protein of 227 amino acids. The record is from RefSeq and is a predicted model, not a curated record.
GGUGAAUAUGCCCGGCCUCUCGUCGGAGGGCUCAGUCGCUGGCCAGUAUUUGUGGCAUCCGCAUCCACACGAACCCCAAAAGCGGGAGAGAGGGCUUCGACGCUUACGGCUCAGACCUACCGCGGGUAAACAAUGCCCUGCCCCCGGGCACAGUGUUAAUCGAGCAAACUGACGGGACCCCCAGAGAGCUCCGAUUCCGAGCAGAAAAUAAACAUAAUAUUUAGUGUCAUAAUAGGGAUUCAUGUGUGACAGUUUUCUCGGCUAGCCCACGUUAUUGAUGAAACAUGGAGAAGUCGUUCUCCAUAACGCCGUGGAAGUACGGCCUACUAGCCACUUGCAUUCUCAUUGUGACAUGUAAUGUGUUCUUCUUUUCUUGCGGCGUUGUGACCUGGGGAUCGGCAGUAUCUCGCUCCGGGAGCUAUUCGGCAGCUCUAUGUGGAGUGUCUGUCUUUGGAGUGGCCUUUCUCGGAAUGUACGUGUCCCUGAAGGAGUCCCAUAAGUAUUCCGUAUACUACUUGAUAUGCGGUGGAUUGGUGAUAUCCGCCUUGGGUGCCUAUCUUUUUGUCUUCACGGCGAUGCGGACGGAGCUGAUGGGCCGGUUCGAGGAGCGCAUGCGUCGCCUGUUUGCGGAGAAGACCCACCACGAUGACAAGAUGCAGCCCGUGCAUAGCCUCUUCGGGUGCUGCGGAAUGGAUGGACCGCAGGACUAUCUAAGGACGGAGCACGGAGCUCUGCCCAGCAGCUGUUGCUAUGCCUUCGACUGCUCUAAUCCCAGUCAUGUUUACGAAGAGGGCUGCUCCACCAAAGCAAUAACAAACCUUAGGAUGCAGGCUGAUCUAAACUAUUAUAGCUGCCUGGCCAUUAUUUCCCUCGAGUUCAUGGGCUUGUUCACUGCUUACUACAUGGGCAAGGCCCGGAAGCACGCCAAAACCAAGGUGAAGGACGAGGAGACUCCCAUGAACGAUUAAGGAUCGUGGAUAACCAACAUUAUUGUUGCUAAAAACAGUUAACCAACUUAGCUAAUUUGCCAUUAGAGAAUAAAUACUUUCCAUAUGAUAAAGAA